GAUCGAUCUAUCACCAUGGGAGAUAUUCAAGAAGGUGAUAAUGUUUUUAGACCUCCAUUAUUAUGCGGCCAUGAUUAUACUUUUUGGAAGUGUCGAAUGAGAGCCUUUCUCAAGUCUCUUGGUGGACAGGUUUGGAGAAGCAUAGAGGUUGGAUGGUCAGCUCCUACUAUGACCAAUGCAGAUGGAGAACUAAUUCAGAAACCUUAUGAAAGAUUAAGCAAGAAAGAGAAGGAUGCUGCAGAAUCGAAUGAUCAGGCUUUGAAUGCAAUCUUCGGAGCGGUUGUAGGAAUCAGUUCCGUCUUAUCUCAAAUUGCACAGAGGCCAAGAGAGCUUGGGACAUUUUUCUUAUUACUCAUGAAGGCACUACUACAAGAGUUGGCAAAUGAGGCUGAAAGGCUUGGUGAACCAAUUACAGAAAACAAACUGGUGUUGAAAGUGCUACGGUCUCUUCCAGAAAAAUACUCUAUGGAUGUUAAAGCUAUUAGACAAACACAAUCUCUCAAUGUUAUGUCUCUUGAUGAACUGAUGGGAAACUUAGAAACCAUUGAGUUGGAGAUGCAUGAAGAUCUACAACGUAAAAAGCAGCAUGUCAUCCUCGUUGAAAAAAAGAAGCAGUGUGUUAAAGACAGUGCUGAAACAUGUUGUGCUUUUCCAACUUUCCAUAGUGUUGACGGUGACUCUGAUAGUGACGUAGAUCCAAGGGAGAUGCUUAUAAUUGUUGAAGAAAAAUUUCAAGAGUCUCUACGGGUCAACAAGAAAAAAUGUUUGGAAAAUGAUAGCCUCAAACGUGAACUUGCUGAAUCAAAACGCGAUGUGGAACAACUCAUCAAAGAGUUACAGAGAUACAAAGAUCCAAGGGAGAUGCUUAUAAUUGUUGAAGAAAAAUUUCAAGAGUCUCUACGGGUCAACAAGAAAAAAUGUUUGGAAAAUGAUAGCCUCAAACGUGAACUUGCUGAAUCAAAACGCGAUGUGGAACAACUCAUCAAAGAGUUACAGAGAUACAAAGGUAAAGUUACAGUAGAGGAUGACACAGAGGAUGAUACAGAAGAUGACACAGAGGUUGACACAGCAGAAGAGCUAGCUAUUCUCCAAAGAAAGUGGGUAGAACUUGUUCAAGCCAACCAGAAAACUGUUCUGGAGAACCAUCAGCUUGUUGCCGACCGCAAUAGACUAAAGGAGAGUAUUUCAGAACUAGAAAAGAAGAUUGAAUACUUAGAAGGGCAACAAUCAGAUCUCAAAUAUGAAUUAAAUCAACUCAAAAACUUUCACAAGUGGAUGAGAAGUGCUGGAGCAAAAGCUAUUGAGGAACAAGUGAACGUUUCAAAAUUUUCUGGAGACAAGACGGGUCUCGGAUUCUCAGGUUCCGAAAGAAAUCAGACCCCACUGGACUUGUUUGUUGAUCGAAGAAAGGAAAUUGCUCAAAAAGUUCCACAAGGAAGGAAAACAGAAGCUGCUGUAUCUGCUGGAACAUCUUCUGCCAAACCCGCUGAAGCAUCUCAUGAAGCUUCUGCUGGAACAAUUUAUGCAGCACCCUAUGCAAAAAGGCAAAGAGUUGUGACACAAUCUAGUAUGAGAAGACACAAGGAUCAUUAUGCUAAACCUGAAAGGUAUUCUUAUACUAAUGUUUAUGCUAAUUAUGUUUGUUUUUGCUGUGGAAAAAGAGGACACAUUCAAAGGAAAUGCAAGAUUUUUAAAGAGCAAAGAUAUAGGAAAAAGAAUGUGACAACAAGGAUGAUUUGGGUAGCUAAGAAUCAGUACAAAACAGGUGAUAAUCCUUGUGUGAAGGAUGUUGCUUCUGAUCAAUGCCAUGUUAGUAGUGCAAGCUUGCAUCAAGAAGAAAAGAAAACAAAUCGUUGUGCUGUUAAGAGUGCUGAAUCAUCUCAUAAGUGUGAUGAAGUGACACGUCCUAGUCAUGAGAGUGAGAAGUUUAUGACUAUGAAAAAACGAGCAUUGGGCAUGUGUAAAAGAGCAUUUGAUGGGAAUCGGUUUGGUAUACUCAAAUCCCGCUUGGGUCUAUGCACACCCAUCUCUACCUAAUUUAGAUGAUGCUCUAAGAGGUGUUUCAUCUCCAGCGUGGAAUACCUUAGAGCAUAGAUGUUUUGCUGGUUGUAUACAUGUUUUUCUUGCAGAUUGUUAAUAUUCAUUAUUGUAAUGCUCAAGCUCGCUUGAAUGUCACUCUUCUCUUUUUGCCCCAAUAUUCUUAAUAAAAUCUUUGGCAUUUU
Messenger RNA from Cuscuta campestris, 2222 nucleotides. The record is from the annotation of a GenBank genome assembly. NCBI's taxonomy places the organism in Eukaryota, Viridiplantae, Streptophyta, Magnoliopsida, Solanales, Convolvulaceae.